This is a messenger RNA of Penicillium brasilianum, 2216 nucleotides long. Lineage: Eukaryota; Fungi; Ascomycota; Eurotiomycetes; Eurotiales; Aspergillaceae. The record is from the annotation of a GenBank genome assembly.
CUUCCCCAUCGAGGGCUGCUGGGCUAGGCCUGACUCAGCGGGUCGCCGAUAAAAAAGAUAACAGUUCCCCGCGAUAUUCAAUUUGGUUUUUUGCAUAUUGCGCAAGACAAAUUACAGCCCCCUCUUCCAAUGGCUCGCAGUCGCCCCCUUCCACUCUCCGAAGAGUGGGAGGAUCCCGACAUCUAUGUCAAAGAGCUCCUUGGCUUCGCGACGACCAAUCUCCUAUUCAUGAACCUGUGCGGUGGCGUGCACAUCCUCGAUUUUUUGACCCGCGAGCCCGAUCUAUACACGACUCUUCUCCCAGAAGAAUGGCGAGCAUUUUUCGAACACCAUGACAUUCACGAUAUACUGCAAUUGCUUCUGCGAGAAGAUAUUGGGCCUUUGCGCGCAAACGCGACCGACGGAGACGCCAGCGCAGGCGCUCGAACAUGGAAAGACGGCGCAUUUCCUCCGCAGAGCCUGCUGGACUACAUUCACCAAGUUCGUCGACUUAGUCUUCGCCGGGAAUUUGACUUGGCGGCUUCGAAGAAAACGAAACUCCCGAGACAUGUGGCUGUCGGUAUGAAGACGAAGAAGGAACACGAGGUCAAAUACUUCUCCGGCUACGUCGCAUCGUUAUCUGAUACCGUGGGCGAGUGUCGCGGUGAACCGGUGUCUCAUAUUGUGGAUUUUGGGUCCGGACAGAACUAUCUGGGGCGAACGCUGGCCAGCUCGCCGUUUCAUAAACAUAUCAUUGCAAUUGAGCGGAAGCAUCAGUAUAUCGCCGGUGCUAUGGGCAUGGACGUUUCGGCCAAGCUGCGGGAGAGGGAGAAGCCUAAGACGGUGUAUGUGCACAAUCGCAAAAAGUCAUGCGAUGACUGCAAUGGCACGCCGGAAGUGGCAUCAUCUGAUAAUUCGGUGGCGCAAUCUGAAACGGCAGAGUCGCAGACUUCCCCAAAUGUUCCAGUUCAAGGAGAGACUGUGGACGACCAGGAGGAUGUCACUACUUUCAAGAUGCUGGGCGAGAUCACCCUCGAACCCCACGAAUUACUCGGCUCGAUCACCAAGGGAGGACAAAAGCAGAAACCUGAACACGAGAUCGACACCCGGGGUACUAUCAGCUACAUCGAACACAAUAUUCAAGACGGAUACCUCGAGCCCAUAAUCGACCACGUGGUUAAUCCAUCUCCUGCAACUACACCGAGUGAGACCACCAUAGACGUAACAACCACCUCCAUAACAAUCGAAUCAGACAAGCAGCAAAAAAGUGAUGCCCGUGUCAUGGUCGUCUCCCUCCAUUCCUGCGGCAACCUCGUCCACCACGGCGUCCGCUCCCUAAUCCUCAACCCCUCCGUGGUAGCAGUCGCCAUGAUCGGCUGCUGUUACAACCUCAUGACCGAACGCCUCGGUCCAGCAACGUACAAACUGCCCGUCCUCUGCUCUCUUCACCCCCGUCUCCAAGCAACUGGAAACUCCUACGAUCCACACGGUUUCCCCAUGUCCAAAUACUUCGAGACAUACGAAAGCCCCGGCGCUGUCGGUAUGAAGUUCAACAUCACGGCACGCAUGAUGGCCGUGCAAGCACCGUAUAAUUGGGGCCACGAUGAUAGCGAACGCUUCUUCGCUCGGCAUCACUUCCGCGCGCUUUUGCAACGCAUCUUCGUCGACCGAGGGGUUGCGCCCAAACCCGGGAUUCCAGAGGAUCUCUAUGCCGAUGACGAGGGCGCCAAAACAACCGCGGCUGUCAUCAUCGGAUCACUCCCUAAGCGUGCAUUCGAAUCUUUCACUGCGUAUGUGCGCGCCGCAACAGUUAGACUCUUGCGAGACCCCAAGCAUCGUGCAAAGGUCCAACAGCACAUUGCGACGAUGACGGACGAAGAGAUUCAAAGCUACGAGGCGGAUUAUUUCCCCACGAAAAAGAAUCUGAGCGUCGUAUGGAGUUUGAUGGCUUUUAGUGCGCAGGUUGUGGAGGCGGUCAUCGUCGUGGAUCGCUGGCAGUUCUUGCGAGAGCAUGACUCGGUCAAGGAGUGCUGGGUUGAGCCUGUGUUUGAGUAUAGCGAGAGUCCGCGGAAUCUUGCUGUGAUUGGAAUCAAGAAGUGAGGGUUGUAGUAUGGGGAUUUUUCUGAUGUGAUAUGACUUGCCAAUGAUCUGAAUAGAUAGACGGGAUGUACAGGGGCCACUGGGGGCAUGCAUUACUGGGUGUUAUUAUAGACCGUUCAAAAGACCGUUCAAAAGAC